Messenger RNA from Ochotona princeps (American pika), 723 nucleotides. RefSeq names its product centrin-4-like. The record is from RefSeq and is a predicted model, not a curated record. Lineage: Eukaryota; Metazoa; Chordata; Mammalia; Lagomorpha; Ochotonidae. Gene Ontology annotation, biological process: nucleotide-excision repair; mitotic cell cycle; centriole replication. The coding region runs from base 10 to 636 and encodes 208 amino acids. The transcript has 5 exons. Gene Ontology annotation, cellular component: centrosome; centriole. Gene Ontology annotation, molecular function: calcium ion binding.
AGUACCGCGAUGGGCGGGGCUGCAGGAGGGACUGGGAGAGCGGCCUUAGCAACGUCUCGCUUGUCUGGAAGGCUGCGGCUGCGCAGUGCACAGGCGGGUGAGGGUCUGGCCAAGGGUGCAGCUGGGCGCAUGGCAUCCAGCUGUGGCACAAGUUCAGACUUACGGAAUCAAAGAGCAGAAAAAAUUGAACUGAAUGAAAUUCAAAAGCAAGAGAUUAAAGAGGUCUUUGAUCUAUUCGAUGUCAAUGAGUCUGGCACCAUGGAUCUGAAACAACUGAAGGUUGCAAUGCAGGCCUUAGGAUUUGAACCAACAAAAGAAGAAAUUAAAGAAAUGAUAGCUGAGGUCGACAAAGGAGGACUUGGCACCAUUACUUUUGAAGACUUUUUUGCUUUUAUGAGUGUAAAAAUGAGCAAAAAGGAUGAAAAGGAAGAAAUAUUAAAAGCUUUCAAGUUAUUUGAUGAUGAUGAUACUGGGUGCAUAACACUCAACAAUAUCAAGAGAGUUGCCAAGGAACUAGGAGAAAACUUAACAGAUAAUGAACUUCAGGAAAUGCUCGAUGAAGCAGACAAUGAUAGAGAUGGAGGAAUAAAUGAAGAAGAAUUUUUGAAAAUGAUGAAAAAGGCCUCUCUUUAUUAAUAUUGUUGCUCUUUCUGCAGAGUUGUCAACAAAUUUGUAUUUAUUGUAUAGCUUAAUGGUUUAAUGUCUCAUGUAUUCAUUCUCAAG